This is a messenger RNA of Paramecium pentaurelia, 1658 nucleotides long. Lineage: Eukaryota; Ciliophora; Oligohymenophorea; Peniculida; Parameciidae. The record is from the annotation of a GenBank genome assembly.
AUGAAUUCACAUUUGUAAAUAAAGAGAGAAUAAUUUAUGGUUCAGAUUAGAAAGUAGGCUAGAGAAGAGAUAUUUUCUAAGAAAAGACAAUCAAACAUUAUUCAAAAUGAAGAAUUGUUGUAAAAAUGCAAUCCUGAUGAGAUAAUUAAUUUUAUAUAUCAGACUAAUUUAGAGUAAGAUUUUAAAAAUUUGGCUAAAUUGUUAAAAUAAUACAAUAUGAAUUAUUUAAAAUUGUUGGAAGAAUAAGAUUUAAAUGAUUUGUUUAUUUUGAAUUAAUUUAUUACUCAUUUUAGUACUAAUAUGAAUGGAUUAAAAUUAUUCUUUGAUAUAAUUCAAAUGAAUGAUAUUCCAUUAGAAUUCAAUUUAACAUCAGAUAGGUUGAUGUGUAUAAAUUAAGUAUUGGUAAUAUUGAUUAAUUUUACAUAUUUGGAUAGAAAGGAUAUAAUUGAGAAUUUAUUGUAAAAUGAUUUGAUCAAUAUCCUAUUGAAGAAUUUAUUGAGUAGAAUGAUAUAAACUGACAAGAUUCAGAUUAAUUUUGAUAGAUGGUGUGAGAUUCUUGAAAGCGUAAUCAAUCUAUACUAUGAAUUUUUCAGAUUUGUCUUAUUUUGAUAAACAUCUAAUUUGAAUUGGAUAAUCGAAAUGUUUUGUUAUUUAGAGAAGAAAUACUUAGAUCACAAUUAUUUAGAAUUUGGUCAAAAAUAUAUCCAAAAAAUCCAAUAGCAAAAUAAUGGAAAGCCAUUCUAUUAUUGGAAUGUAAAUUAUUUGAAUCUAAUGAAAUUGAUUUAACAAACAUUCCUCAUUAUAAUGUAUAUAAUUUAAUUCAUAUUAAGUUUAAUUGCAUAAUCUCAUAAUGCACAUAUCUAAUAGAUAAAGUUUAAAUGGAUGAUGAUAAUAUUUAUAAAAGAGUUUUAGAGAUAUUGUAAAAAUUAUCUGGAUUUAAAGUCACUUCUGCUUUAACCUUGACUUUAAGUAAAUUUGUUUGGGAGAAGAUUCUUAAAUUGAAUUUAUUUCCAAAUAAAAUCUAUUCAAUUUUCACCAAUUUCCUUAAUGAAAAAGAUGAUGAUCAUUACAUUCUUCAAUAUUUGAUUGACAUUGGUUUAAUUGAAUCUAUGAUCAAUAGAUUAUCAAAUCUUGGAGAUGUAUCACUAAUUGAAAUAAUCUAUAAAUGUUUUAAUAACAUUAUUUACUAUCCUCAUGCUUAUAUUGUUGAAAAAGCAAUCUUAAUUUUCGUGCCAUUCCUACAUAAUUACUUUAAUCAAUCUUAACUUCUUAAAUAAGAAAUUUGUAUAGAAUACUUAUAUCUAUUAUAAAAUCUAAUAAUUCAUCAACAAUUAUCAGAUUAUUAUUUGAAUGAGAUAUUCAUCAAUCUUGAUUGUUUAAAAUAUAUUAGUGAGAUGUAAUUUGUUAUCAUAUUUUAAUAUAGGUUACUCAUGUGUACAUACUUAACUAAAUAAAUAGCUGAAUUAUUUAUUAAUUUUCAAAGAUUGCCAGAAUAAUUUAAAUUAAUUAUAUUAUAGAAAGUGGAUAAUUAUGAUUUUGUGGAAAUUCUAAAUAAUCAAACAUCAAUAAGUAAGGAUGAUGGAUGUAUAAAUUUAAUAUUGAAUUUAAUAUAAUUAUGGGAGUAAAGUGAUUCUGAAAUAAAUAUUCCUUAAUUUUGA